AUGAAAAGCGAUUAUGACCUUCACCUCCGUGAGAGGAAAUACAAGGUGUACUGGAGGCGGAAUGCUGGAAAGAAGGUCGAGUCUGUUUGGCUGGGUCCUGGAGUGGUAUUAGAAGUCAAAUCGGACACAAUCUACUCAAUCCGCACUCGUCGGGAUGUUAUUGUCAUGCACCAUGACAAACUCAAGGCUUGUAAUGCUCGCCAGAUCCCGAAAUGGAUUAAAGAUUACAAGGCACGUGAGGAGCAGGAGUCGAUAACCGAUGAAACUCAACCUUUGACCCAGAACCCCAAACCCUCGGAAAAACCGAAGCAAAGUAAGGCGGGUACAGGUGGGGAUGCGCCUUAUUUGAGGACCCGAAGUAGAUCUGGAACAAGUCAGGGGCAACCAAGCUCGUCGAUUAGACCCCAGGCUUCGGCUGACCAGGGGCAAAAACGGUAUCGGGCAAAAGCCAAGCGGUACCAGUACUGCGUCUGUAAGACCAAAAACCCUCGCGGUUUCAUGGUACAGUGUGAUACUUGCAAAGACUGGUUUCACCCAGGCUGCGUGGGAGAGACAGAAGCAACAAUACAACAAAUGGCAAGUUAUCACUGCCCUGAUUGCAAGUUGGAGUGA
Saccostrea cuccullata (small rock oyster) is the source of this 612-nucleotide messenger RNA. RefSeq names its product death-inducer obliterator 1-like. Gene Ontology annotation, molecular function: RNA polymerase II cis-regulatory region sequence-specific DNA binding. The record is from RefSeq and is a predicted model, not a curated record. Gene Ontology annotation, cellular component: NURF complex. Gene Ontology annotation, biological process: regulation of transcription by RNA polymerase II. NCBI's taxonomy places the organism in Eukaryota, Metazoa, Mollusca, Bivalvia, Ostreida, Ostreidae. The transcript has 3 exons. The coding region runs from base 1 to 612 and encodes 203 amino acids.